This is a messenger RNA of Phycomyces blakesleeanus NRRL 1555(-), 829 nucleotides long. RefSeq lists its product as hypothetical. Gene Ontology annotation, cellular component: plasma membrane; cell cortex of cell tip. The transcript is spliced from 3 exons. Gene Ontology annotation, biological process: fungal-type cell wall organization. The record is from RefSeq and is a predicted model, not a curated record. Bases 4 to 630 code for a protein of 208 amino acids. Lineage: Eukaryota; Fungi; Mucoromycota; Mucoromycetes; Mucorales; Phycomycetaceae.
CCUAUGGCCAUCUUUGCUUACCUUGCUACCUUUCUCACAUUUGCUGCCCUCGUCCUCCAGAUCUUUACUUUGAUCGGCAAUACAUCAAACCGAUCGUUCUUAACUGAUCUAUACUAUGCUCGUAUAGACUAUGGAACUGCCUUUUAUACCUUUGGCUUAUGGUCAUAUUGUACCGGUUCAGGCGACACUGUAUCAGAGUGCAGUGAUCCGGCUGCUGGUUACAAAAUAACUGAAAUCAAGGAAAUCGGUUCCUUGUUAAAUAACACCUACGAUCAACUGGUCUUUGCGGACUUUAUCCUUUACUGGAUUGGCUUUGGCUUGACAUUCUUUGCUCUGGUAAUUACUCUCUGCAGUCACUUCAGAAGAUUCCCCGAUAUUGUGGCUUCAAUUUGCAGCUUCUUGGCCUUUGUGGUUAUGUUGGCAUCAUUCGCAAUCAUGCUUGUACCUGUCGUCGCCCUUAAACGCAUGGAUUCGGUCAAAGAAAGCAGCGUGACAAUAGACGAGCAUUUUGGCCCCACCGUAUGGAUGACAUUGGGUGCUGCAGUCGCUCUUUUACUAUCUUCACUUUGGUAUCUCAUUAGCUGCUGCACUGGCUCGGGAAGAAGAGUACAUGACACCGAGAAACUAUAAAUCAUCAUUCAUAAAACCAUCAACCAUAAAGCCAAAAUAUCUAUUUAUCUAUUGUACCUAAUUUAACCUUGUUCUGUAUUAUCAUUGUCCCUUUCUUAUGUUAAUUCCCUCUUAUCCUAUUAAUUACACCUUAUUCAUACCUUACCAAAUUAUAAUAUAAAAUAAAAAAAUACAAGCUUAUUAUUGUGUACAUCAUGAC